CCAAAUUUAAAUACAAAGGAAACAAUUAAAAAGGGCUCUGACAACCACCCCGUGAAGUCGCUAACAAAAAGAAGUAAACUCAUCCCAAUGGUGGCAGGAGAGUCCCUCUCUCUCACAAGCAGUUUCUUUCAGUUCCCACAUCCACUUGUAGCGAAAAAACCAGCAAAUGGGCACCCUCAGUUUUUCUUUAUUUUCUUUGGUUCUGCUGAUCUCAGUCACUAGGCUGCUGGUGGAAGUAGAGUCGAAGACAUAUUGGGGCGAUAUAGAGGUUUUGAAGGAGUUUAAGACCGCGGUGGACCCAAACUCUGUGAGUCCAGGUUCUUGCUUGAGCGCAUGGGACUUCACUGUUGACCCAUGUGAUAAUUUAUUCAGUGAGAGAUUCGCUUGUGGGUUCAGGUGUGACAUUGUAGUGUCUGGUUCAAGCAGAGUCACUGAGCUCAGCCUUGACCAGGCGGGUUACUCGGGUACUCUCUCUUCCAUUACUUGGAACCUCCCUUAUUUGCAAACACUCGACCUUUCAAAUAAUUACUUCUAUGGUCAAAUCCCUAAGUCGUUAUCCAACUUGACUCAACUGAGGCGACUCGGUCUGUCAAGAAACUUGUUCUAUGGUGAGAUACCCACCUCGAUUGGCUCACUAAGUAGCCUGGAAGAGCUGUAUUUGGACAACAACAACCUCCAAGGCAAUAUUCCUGCAAGUUUCAAUGGUCUUGCUAGUUUAAAAAGGCUCCAGAUUCAAUCAAACAAGCUAAUUGGUGAGUUUCCCGAGUUGGGUCCACUUAAAAAUCUCAAGUAUUUUGAUGCAAGUGAUAAUGCCAUAUCAGGUGAUGUCCCAUUAGCAUUACCAGCAUCUUUAGUUCAACUCUCAAUGAGAAACAAUGGCUUACGAGGCAAAUUAGACCCUCAAAGCUUUAGAAGCUUGGCUUUUUUACAGGUACUUGAUUUGAGCCACAAUAACCUCAGUGACUCAGUCCCUUUACCUCUCUUCACUCACCCUUCGCUUCAACAACUCACCAUCUCAUUCAAUUUCUUCACGUCCGUGCAAUCCCCACCACUCCCUUUAACCACAACUCUCCAAAGUGCACUGGUAGCCAUUGAUUUAAGCAAUAAUGAACUCAGAGGUUCUUUGCCUUCUUUCAUGGCUUCAAUGCCGAAGCUCUCAGCUUUAUCCCUUGAAAACAACAAAUUUUCAGGGAUGAUACCGACCCAAUUUGCAAUGAAAACGGUUUCACCCGGAUCCGAAUUGUCUCCAUUCGAUAGGCUUUUUUUAGGAGGGAAUUACUUAUAUGGACCUAUACCGGGUCCUUUAAUGGAGCUCCAACCAGGUUUUGCUGAUGUAAGAUUGAAUGAUAAUUGUUUGUACCGCUGUCCAGUUAGUUUCUUUUUUUGUCGAGGCGGUGAUCAAAAAUCACAAGUCGAAUGUAAGAGUUUUAGCCCUUCGAUCCCAUGAAUGCAAUGCAAUGUCACUACGUUAGUUUUUGUUGAUAAUAAUAAUUAUUUGAUUUGGGUCUU
Messenger RNA from Populus euphratica (Euphrates poplar), 1509 nucleotides. Its product is annotated as probable LRR receptor-like serine/threonine-protein kinase At4g36180. Gene Ontology annotation, molecular function: protein binding. The coding region runs from base 167 to 1447 and encodes 426 amino acids. NCBI's taxonomy places the organism in Eukaryota, Viridiplantae, Streptophyta, Magnoliopsida, Malpighiales, Salicaceae. The transcript is spliced from 2 exons. The record is from RefSeq and is a predicted model, not a curated record.